Pieris macdunnoughi is the source of this 948-nucleotide messenger RNA. Lineage: Eukaryota; Metazoa; Arthropoda; Insecta; Lepidoptera; Pieridae. The record is from the annotation of a GenBank genome assembly.
AUGAAUUUUGCGUGUGAUUUGUCUCAAUCAAGUGAAUAUUUAAGUUUUAGGAGUAGUGUCCCAUUAAGAAAGAUAGUUGUGGAUUCUGAUGGAAUCAAGGCUUGGAAAAUAUUUGAUAGUGGUCCGAAAUCUGUUACUUGUCCCUUGAUAUGCUUACCUCCUGUUUCUGGAACAGCUGAUAUAUUCUAUAAGCAAGUAAUGGGACUUGCGUCUAGAGGUGUAAGAGUUAUUGCAGCUGAACCUCCACCUUAUUGGAAUAUCAAAGAAUGGUGUGAUGGUUUCAAAAAGCUUAUUGACUACCUUGAACUUGAUAAAAUUCACAUUUUUGGAACAUCUUUAGGGGGAUUCAUUGCACAAAAAUUUACACAGUAUACUCAGAAUUGUCCACGUGUAGUGUCACUUGUAUUGUGUAACACAUUCACAGACACAACAGUGUUUGAGUACAAUGACUCAGUUGCACUGUUUUGGCUUCUACCUUCACUAGUUUUGAAAAGAAUGCUUAUGGGUAAUUUUGCUGCUGAUAAAGUUGAUAAGAGAAUUGCAGAUUCCAUAGAUUUUAUGGUUGAAAAGCUGGAAUCUUUAACUCAAUCAGAACUAGCAUCCCGAUUGACCUUAAAUUGUACUCCAUGCUAUGUUGAACCACAACAUCUAUAUAACCUGCCGAUCACUAUUAUGGAUGUUUGGGAUGAAAGUGCCCUUAGCUCAAGGGUGAGAGAAGAUCUUUACAAAUCCUAUCCACAAGCGAAACUAGCACAUUUGAAAAGUGGAGGGAACUUUCCCUAUUUAAGCAGAAGUGACGAGGUCAAUUUACAUUUACUGAUUCAUUUGAGGCAAUUCGAUCGUACAGACAUAUCGGCUUCCUACUUAAGUUUACACAAAAUGCCAUCUCAAAAUGACGAUAAUCCCGAGGAAGGUUCAGUGAGUUACUUCAAACAAAGGGAUAGUUAA